CGAACACAGUAACUAAUGUUCUCAACAUGUGCUUGUAACUAUGGCAGUUUCACAUCAAUGGUUUAUACAAUGGUCACCCCCGUCCAUGAUACUCGCGGACAUCACUAGUCAGUACAACAAUGUGAACGAACGAUUUAACACUUUUGACCAUGAUAAAAACAAGUGGCUAGUGAACAGUGAUGAUAGUCAAACUAAACCCGUGUAUGAACCUGAACAAAGUGACUAUGGAUAUGAUUAUGACAUCGAGGAAAAAGUUAGAAAUGGAGCGACGCAGGCCGCCGGGCUGACGUUGUGGCUCACGAUGCUGGGCCUAGCGCGCGCGCAGAGCAUUCCAGCAGACUUUGACACACCGCCCUUUAGCACCCUCUACAAGUGGAAGCGUGUCGACUUCGAAUUCCCGUCUGCGAUGCACCGCCAACACGCAAUCGCUACUGGCAAAUAUAUCCCGGCGAACGUCCUACCACUAGGCCUCGAGGUGUACGGAUCUCGGGUGUGGGUGUCGCUGCCGGCCUGGCGGCGCGGGGUGCCAGCCACGCUGGCGACCGUGCCGCGCUCCGGAGGCGUCACCUCCCCGCUCCUCAGACCUUAUCCCGACUGGUCGUUCCACAGAGCAUUUGCCAAUGAAUCCAAAAGCUGUAGUGGAUUGACUUCAGUGUUUAGAAUGAACGUGGAUACCUGCGGGCGACUCUGGGUUCUAGAUUCCGGUCAAAUUGACUCUCAAGACAACCCGAAGCAGUUAUGUCCUCCGAGUAUCGUCGUCUUUGACUUGAGAACAGACACACUCAUUGCUAGGUACAAGAUUCCCAAAGAAUAUGUACUACAAGACUCCCUCUUCUCUAACAUUAUCGUGGACACUCGCACUGAAGACUGCUCGGAUCUACACGUCUACAUAGCAGAUACUUGGCGAUUCGGACUUCUGGUGUUCAGACAAAGUGAUGCUACGUUUUGGAGAUUCUCUAAUCCUAUUUUUUAUCCCGACCCCCUAGCCUCCAACUACACACUUCACGGCCUCAAUUUUCAAUGGGCAGAUGGCAUUUUUGGGCUAGCGCUAUCGCCUUUGGACUCUUUUGGUAACCGACUGUUAUUUUUCCAUGCCAUGUCGAGUUAUAGAGAAUUCUUUGUGUCCACUACGGUUUUAAGGCACAGCGUGCGGGUUAAUGAUAGUUCAUCAGAUUUUCAUCUAGUCGGCGAGAGCAGAGGUCUAUCUGGACAAUCAUCGGCUUCUGCUAUAGAUAGGCGUGGCAUCAUGUUCUACGGUUUGGUGUCCCGAGAUAGUAUGGGCUGUUGGGAUACUCAAAAGCUUUAUAACAAAAGGUCGAUGGGAGUGGUGGCUGAGAAUACAGAGACACUGAUAUUUCCUAAUGAUAUAAAAGUUGACCAAGAGGAGCAGCAAAGUGUUUGGGUGAUAUCAAAUCGGCUGCCAAUGUUUCAAGCGGGUCCUUUGAAUCCUUACGACUACAAUUAUCGUAUUCUGUAUGCCGACACAACAGAAGCGACAAAGCAGACUGUCUGCGAUCCCGACGUGCAGUUGCCUGCGCUCAGCUAUAGAAGAUUAAAUGAAUUCCCAUAUCGCCAAAUGAAGCGAGGCACGUUACUGCUGAUAGGACUACUAGCAGGUGCGGUGGGCAGUAGCUAUGCCAUUGACGACAGUUACACUGCCCACCGGAAGGCCAAGGGUAUAGGCACCCUGUUCCGCUGGAAGCAAAUCGACUUCGAAUAUGAAGAUUUACAGGCAAGACAAGCUGCUAUUGACAGUGGGCGGUUCAACCAAACGAACGUAAUAACCCUGGGCGUGGAGCGGUGGAAGGACCGCGUGUUCGUCAGCACGCCAGCAUGGAAGAAGGGCGUGCCGGUGACGCUCUCGUCCGUUCCGAUCGUGGGCUCUAAUGAAUCGCCGCUUUUGAAACCUUACCCCAACUGGGACUGGCAUAAUGCGGAAAACUGUAAUGGAUUCACGUCCGUGUUCCGAAUGGCCGUCGAUCAUUGCGGCAUCAUGUGGGUGCUAGAUGCCGGACAAGUUGAAGGUUUUGAAACUCCUCGCCAGAUCUGCCCGCCGACUAUAUUCGCCAUUAAUCUUGAAACUGAUACCGUGCUAGCGCGUUACCCAAUUCCAGCAGAGUAUGUACUCCAGGACUCCUUGAUUACUAAUAUAGUAGUUGACUCCAGAGACCCUCUCUGUAGAGAUCUCCACUUGUACGUCGCUGAUGUACGGCGGUAUGGACUUAUCGUAUUCAGAAGCUCUGAUGAAUCAUUCUGGAGGUUUAGCCACUACACUUUUUAUCCGGAACCAUUAUUGUCCAAUUACACUUUACAUGGAGUAAAUUUCCAAUGGUCCGAUGGCCUUUUUGGAAUGUCCUUAGGCAAACUACAUCAAGGAGAUAGACCUCUAUAUUAUCACGCUAUGUCUAGUUCUUUGGAGUUUGUUGUGAUGACAUCGGUGAUACGUGAUCCUUCGCGUGUUAGUAACUCAGUGGAUGAAUUUAAACUUUUGGGUGAAAGUAGAGGUACAAUAGGGCAAGUCUCGGCAUCUGUCAUUGAUCGCAACGACGUCAUGAUCUUUAACCUUGUUUCUCAGGACAGUAUUGGAUGUUGGGAUACUCGUAAACCAUACGAAGACGCCAACCUUGGAAUAGUGGCCCAAAGCAGUACCACGUUAGUGUUUCCUAAUGACUUGCGAAUAGAUCAUGAAGUGCCGCAAAUGGCCUGGAUAAUAACAAACAAACUGCCAAUGUAUCAAUUUAAUUUGAUAAACCCGAACGAAUAUAACUUUAGAGUAUUGUAUUUAGAUCCGGCUAAAGCUGUAGAACAUACUAUUUGUCAGCCGUAGAAAGAAAUUGGCAUCAUUGUUAGGAAAAUAUUGUUAAUAAUAAAAAGUGUGAACUUUCUUGC
Molecule: messenger RNA, 2889 nt
Organism: Cydia strobilella
Lineage: Eukaryota; Metazoa; Arthropoda; Insecta; Lepidoptera; Tortricidae
Gene: yellow-12
Exons: 7
Coding region: 41-2827 (928 amino acids)
Cellular component (GO): extracellular region
Source: RefSeq, a predicted model, not a curated record